UAUCUGGUAAAGGAUCAGUAUCGAUUCAAAACCAAAAUUUUGCUGAUAGCAAUAAACCAAAGAACAAAAAGCAGAAAACUCAGCUUCAACAAUUAUUAGCCGAGGAAAAAAGAAUGAAAGAUGAAACCAAAGGUUCAAUAAGUGGUUUGAAUCUGGAAGAUUUUUUGUCGUCAUUGUGA
Messenger RNA from Racocetra fulgida, 179 nucleotides. NCBI's taxonomy places the organism in Eukaryota, Fungi, Glomeromycota, Glomeromycetes, Diversisporales, Gigasporaceae. The record is from the annotation of a GenBank genome assembly.